AUCACCUUCCUCCAUUCUGCACAAUUUCCCUUCUACUUUUCUACACCGAAAAUAUGGCCACUCGCUUCAUGUUAUUCUCCGCACCGCCUCCGACCAAGCCUCACCAACCCCUCCACUCACCUACCCCUCUUCCCCAAACACACCACACACCAUCAACAAAACGCAGAGCCACCAGGAUCCACAGCACCAGCAAGUUUGGAAACUUCCUUCAGUUAAAGCCUCAGCACCAACCUCAAGCCUUGGAUUUCGACCUUCCAUGGUGCCACCCUUCUGAUCGCGCCACUUUCGACGUCAUCAUCAUCGGUGCUGGCCCUGCCGGCACAAGGCUCGCGGAGCAAGUGUCUCUCUAUGGAGUCAAGGUUUGUUGUGUUGACCCUGAUCCUCUACUUAUGUGGCCUAACAACUAUGGUGUGUGGGUCGAUGAGUUCGAGAGCCUUGGUCUUGAGGAUUGCCUUGACAAAACUUGGCCUAUGGCGUGUGUUUAUCUUAGUGACACCAAGACCAAGUACUUGGAUCGUUCUUAUGGAAGGGUUGGUAGGAGGAAGCUGAAGGAGAAAUUGAUUCAACGCUGUGUCUCCAAUGGGGUUAGGUUCCACAAGGCAAAGGCAUGGGAAAUUCAGCACAAGGAGUUUGAGUCCACUGUUUUGUGUGAUGAUGGGGUAGAGCUGAAGGGGAGUUUGGUUGUGGAUGCAAGUGGAUUCGCUAGUACUUUUACAGCACUUGAUGAGGUGAAAAGGAAAAACCGUGGCUUUCAGAUUGCUCAUGGUGUUUUGGUUGAAGUGGAUGAUCACCCUUUUGAUUUGGACAAGAUGGUUUUGAUGGAUUGGAGGGAUUCUCAUCUGGGGAAUGAACCUUACUUGAGGGCUAGCAAUUCAAGAUUUCCUACUUUCCUCUAUGCAAUGCCGUUUAGUUCCAAUUUGAUAUUUCUUGAAGAGACUUCACUUGUUAGCCGUCCAGUGUUGUCAUACACGGAAGUGAAGAUGAGGAUGGUUGCAAGGCUGAGAAACUUGGGGAUUAGAGUGAGGAGUGUGUUGGAGGAUGAGAAGUGUUUGAUUCCAAUGGGAGGGCCUCUCCCAAGGAACCCUCAAGAAGUGAUGGCUAUUGGUGGAACUUCUGGGGUGGUGCACCCCUCCACUGGCUACAUGGUGGCUAGAACAAUGGCUGUGGCUCCUAUUGUGGCUGCUGCUAUAGCUGAGUGCCUUGGCUCCACCAGAAUGAUAAGAGGGAAACCACUUUAUUCUAAGGUUUGGAACAGCAUGUGGCCAAUUGAGGAGAAGUUGGCGAGGGAGUUUUACUCUUUUGGAAUGGAGACUCUCUUGAAGCUUGACUUGGAUGGAACAAGGAGUUUCUUUGAUGCCUUUUUUAACUUGAAGCCUUAUUACUGGCAAGGGUUCCUCUCUUCUAGGUUGACUUUCAAGGAGCUUCUGUGGCUAAGCAUAACACUCUUCGGACGUGCCUCCAAUCCUUCUAGGCUUGAUAUUGUCACAAAGUGUCCAUUGCCAUUGGCUAAAAUGAUGGGCAAUAUCUCUUUGGAAUGCAUUGGAUGAUGGAGAGUGUUUGUCAAGUGUAUGCUGGUUUUUGAACUUGCUUUUUGAUUUGUCGAGUUUUCAUUGAUCUGAUAAUUUUGCUCCUGAUUUAAAAUCGUAUCUGUUCAGUUGAAUGUGAAAUAGACAUCCACAUCUAAUGCUCUUUUGGUA
This is a messenger RNA of Cajanus cajan (pigeon pea), 1697 nucleotides long. RefSeq names its product capsanthin/capsorubin synthase, chromoplastic. Gene Ontology annotation, biological process: carotenoid biosynthetic process. Gene Ontology annotation, molecular function: oxidoreductase activity, acting on paired donors, with incorporation or reduction of molecular oxygen. The record is from RefSeq and is a predicted model, not a curated record. NCBI's taxonomy places the organism in Eukaryota, Viridiplantae, Streptophyta, Magnoliopsida, Fabales, Fabaceae.